Strongyloides ratti is the source of this 3201-nucleotide messenger RNA. Its product is annotated as DNA polymerase delta catalytic subunit. Lineage: Eukaryota; Metazoa; Nematoda; Chromadorea; Rhabditida; Strongyloididae. The transcript has 2 exons. Gene Ontology annotation, biological process: nucleotide-excision repair, DNA gap filling; base-excision repair, gap-filling; DNA-templated DNA replication. Gene Ontology annotation, cellular component: delta DNA polymerase complex. The coding region runs from base 1 to 3201 and encodes 1066 amino acids. The record is from RefSeq and is a predicted model, not a curated record. Gene Ontology annotation, molecular function: DNA binding; DNA-directed DNA polymerase activity; 3'-5'-DNA exonuclease activity.
AUGACUAAGAGGCCUCUUGGCGAAGAACUAACCAUUGCUACAAAUGUAAAAAAGAAUAAAAUAGAACAAAGUGAAAAGCUUGAAAAUGAGGAUAAGUUAGAGUUUGCAGAAAUAUUGGCUCGAAAUGAUUCUUCAACAAAUAAACGUGAAACUUGGCCUCGUCCUGCUGUUCCUGAUGUUUAUAAACAAAGUUUAGAUGCAGAUCUUGUAGUACAGGUUCUUGAUAUGGAUUAUGUUAUGGAGGAUAAAAAAUUCAUUGACACAAGAUUAUUUGGUGUUAGUAAAGAUGGGAAUACUGUAUUAAUUCACGUUCUAAACUAUUAUCCAUAUUGUUUUCUUGAGUUACCUGAUGAAUUUAAGGAAGAACAUUUGACAUACGUUCAAGGAAAUAUAAAUAAAUUACUUGUUGAUGUUGCCAAAAAUUAUGGUGUUAGUCAGGAACUCAAAGAAUUUUGUCCAAAAGUUGAAAUUGUAAGAGGAAAGAAUAUUUAUGGUUUUGAUAGUUCUGAUGGAAAAAACUACUUGAAAACUUAUUUUGUUCAUCCUCGAUUGUGUUCAGCAAUAAACAAUUACAUUGAAGGACUAUCCUUGAUGCCUGGUCAUUCUACUGGUGAUGUAAAAGUGUUUGAAUCUAAUAUUGAUUAUGAAAUUCGUUUUAUGGCCGAUAUAAAUUUGGUUGGUUGUGGAUGGGUUGAAUUAAAAAAAGGAAAAUAUGAAUUAACUUCUAAUAAAGUGUCUAUUUCUCAAAUUGAAGUUUCUGUUGAUGUAAAUGAUUUGAUUGUUCAUGACUCAAAUGAUCCAAUGUGGUCUGGUGUUGCACCACUAAGAGUUUUAAGUUUUGAUAUUGAAUGUCAGGGUAGGAAAGGUAUAUUUCCAGAAGCAAAAGAGGAUCCUAUUAUUCAAAUUGCAACAAUGGUUAAAAUUGAAGGUAAAGAAGAACCUUUUAUUAGAAAUAUAUUUUGUUUGAAGGAUACUGCUAAUAUUCCUGGUGCUGAAGUUAUAAGUUGUGAAACAGAAAAAGAAUUAUUGAUAAGUUGGGCUAAUUUCUUUAGAACUGUUGAUGCAGAUAUUAUAACAGGUUAUAAUAUCCAAAAUUUUGAUAUACCUUAUAUACUUGAUCGUGCUUCGGCUUUAAAAAUUGACAAAGAAGUAAAUAAGUUAGGGCGUAUAAGUAAUUCUGUAACAAAGGCACGUGAUCAACAGUUAUCUUCAAAACAGAUGGGUUCUCGAGUCAAUAAGACUAUUAAUAUGGAAGGCCGUGUAAUUUUUGAUGUUUUGCAAAUAGUUCUUCGUGAUUACAAACUUCGAAGUUAUACAUUAAAUAACGUUUCUUUUUACUUUUUAUCCACACAAAAAGAGGAUGUCGAACACAAUAUCAUUUCCGAUCUUCAGAAUGGAGAUGCGCAAACUAGAAAAAGGUUAGCUAUUUAUUGUUUGAAAGAUGCUUAUUUACCACUUAAAUUACUUCAAAAAUUAAUGUCUUUCAUUAAUUAUAUGGAAAUGUCAAGAGUAACUGGUGUUCCUUUAAAUUUCUUAUUGACAAGAGGUCAACAGGUUAAGAUUCUUUCACAAUUAAUUAGAAAAACAAGGAAAAUGAAUUUGUUGUUGCCUGUUAUUGAAAAACAGUUUACAGAUUCUAAAUAUGAAGGAGCUACCGUAAUUGAACCAAUUAGAGGUUUUUACAAUGAACCAAUUGCUACACUUGAUUUUGCUUCUCUAUAUCCAUCAAUUAUGAUUGCUCACAACAUUUGUUAUACCUCAUUGUUAUCUACACCUCCACCUGGUUGGGUUGAAGGUGAAGAUUAUGUUAAAAGUCCUACAGGUAAUUAUUUUGCCUCAACAAAACAUGUUAAUGGUCUUUUGCCUGAUAUUCUAAGAGAAUUGUUAGAUGCUAGAAAGCAGGUAAAGAAUCUUAUGAAAUCUGAAAAAGAUCCUUUCAAACAGAUGGUUUAUAAUGGUCGACAAUUGGCUUUAAAGAUUAGUGCUAAUUCAAUUUAUGGUUUUACUGGUGCAACGGUAGGAAAGUUACCAUGUUUAGAAAUUUCUUCAUCAGUUACUGCUUUUGGAAGGCAAAUGAUAGAGAAAACUAAAGAAUUAGUAGAGUCAACAUAUAAAAAGGGUUACUUAGAUGGUAAAUGUCCAAUUAAUAGUAUCGUCGUUUAUGGUGACACUGAUUCUGUCAUGAUAAAAUUUGGUGUUAAUACUGUAGAGGAAGCAAUGGAAUUGGGAGCACAUGCAGCAAAAGAAAUAAGUAAAACAUUUAAAGAACCUAUUAAAUUAGAAUUUGAAAAAGUAUACUUUCCUUAUUUACUCAUUAACAAAAAACGUUAUGCUGGAUUAUAUUAUACAAAACCUGGUGCUUAUGAUAAAUUAGAUUGCAAAGGAUUGGAAACAGUUAGAAGAGAUAAUGCUCCACUUGUUGCAAAGGUCUUAAAUGAAUGUUUGAAUAAAUUAUUAAUUAAAAGAGAUGAAACUGCAGCUUUAAGUCAUGCAAAGAAAGUAAUAUCUGAUUUACUUAUGAAUCGUGUUGAUAUAAGUAUGUUGGUUAUAUCUAAAGAAUUGACAAAAAAAGACUACAGCUCAAAGUUAGCUCAUGUUGAAUUGGCAGAACGAAUGAAAAAACGUGAUCCUGGAUCAGCUCCAAAGUUAGGAGAUCGUGUACCUUAUGUUAUUAUAUCAAAAGGAAAAAAUGUUCCUGCUUAUGAAAAGGCUGAAGAUCCAUUAUAUGUGUUAAAAAAUAAUAUUCCAAUUGACACUGAAUAUUACUUGGAACAUCAAUUAGCUAAACCAUUGGGAAGAAUUUUUGAACCAAUUUUAGGAGACAAAGCUGAAAAGAUGUUAAUUCAAGGGGAACAUACAAAGAAGAAAUUUAUUUCCCGUUGUAAGGUUGGUGGUUUAUUCGCAUUUACCAAGAAAGCAUAUAGUUGCUUGAAAUGUAAAGCAGUUCUUAAGAAUGACAAAUUUGCUACAUGUGAUCAUUGCCGUAUUUAUGAAGGAGAUGUUUAUCGCGAAAAAAUUUCUUCAUAUCAAGAUGCAGAAAGAAAGUAUAAUCAAUUGUGGUCAGAAUGUCAAAAUUGUGCUGGAACGGUGUGUGAAGAGAUUAUCUGCUCUUCCCGUGAUUGUCCAAUAUUUUAUAUGAGAGAAAAAGUUAAAGUAGAUUUAAAAGAUACAACAGUUGCUCUAAGACGUUUUAAAUUUUAA